AUGCCUUCGGACGACCCACGCGACUCUGCUCUCGAAACCAGGUUCACACCACCCAAAACCUGGUUCCAAGAGUCAGUUGAUGGCCUCGCGACAUCAGGCAUGUUUCUGUCAGGCCUCAUCAUGGUCACUCGAAACAGAUACCUUGCGUGGCCAGCACUCAUCUUCGCCAUCAACUCCUACAUUAACCAACAUCCAUUGCGCACGAAGGAGGGUGGUACGCCUCCGAUAGGCAAUGUCCUCCUGUCUUUCUUCGCCCUCAUCGCAUCAUAUCUGCCCCUCUUCCUCAAAGCUGCUCCUUCAGCUCCUAGUUCUCAGGCGCCUCUUUUCUGA
This is a messenger RNA of Heterobasidion irregulare TC 32-1, 330 nucleotides long. RefSeq lists its product as uncharacterized. Gene Ontology annotation, biological process: protein insertion into ER membrane. The transcript is spliced from 4 exons. The coding region runs from base 1 to 330 and encodes 109 amino acids. The record is from RefSeq and is a predicted model, not a curated record. Gene Ontology annotation, cellular component: endoplasmic reticulum membrane. NCBI's taxonomy places the organism in Eukaryota, Fungi, Basidiomycota, Agaricomycetes, Russulales, Bondarzewiaceae. Gene Ontology annotation, molecular function: protein folding chaperone.